This is a messenger RNA of Drosophila ananassae, 1619 nucleotides long. It is a transcript of the gene Cyp6a13, whose product is annotated as probable cytochrome P450 6a13. The transcript has a single exon. The record is from RefSeq and is a predicted model, not a curated record. Lineage: Eukaryota; Metazoa; Arthropoda; Insecta; Diptera; Drosophilidae. Bases 35 to 1522 code for a protein of 495 amino acids. Gene Ontology annotation, molecular function: heme binding; monooxygenase activity; oxidoreductase activity, acting on paired donors, with incorporation or reduction of molecular oxygen.
UCAGUUGCUUUUUUAUAUUCGAUCUGGGAGAAACAUGCUGGUGUUCUUAUUUCUGGUGUUUGCCACUGGAUUUUUGGUUUACCUCAAGCUCCGAUGGCACUAUUCCUACUGGUCCAGAAGGGGCGUGGCCGGCGAGAAACCAGAGUAUUUCCUUGGGAACAUGAAAGGCUUCGGGAAGAAUCUGCACUGGACAGACAUUAAUCUCAGGAUCUACAAGAAAUUUCAGAACACAGAACGCUACUGCGGAUUCUUUACUUUCGUAACCAAGGCGCUUUUUGUAAUGGAUCUGGAGUUAAUAAGAAGGAUAAUGGUCAGUGAUUUUGGGAGCUUUGCAGAUCGUGGUCUUUUCCACAACGUUCGAGAUGAUCCCUUGACGGGGAACCUUCUAUUUCUGGAUGGACCCGAAUGGCGUUGGCUGCGACAGAAUCUUACGCAGGUUUUCACCUCCGGAAAACUCCGAUAUAUGUUCUCCAACAUGCUGAAGGUGGGCGAGGAGCUGGCCGAGUCCUGCCAGAAACAAGAGGGAGAAAUUGAGGCCAAGGACUUGUGUGCCCGCUUCACCACGGAUGUGAUUGGAAGCUGCGCCUUCGGCCUGGAGUGCAAUAGUCUCAGGGAUCCGGAGUCCAAGUUCCGACAAAUGGGCAAAUCGGUCACCACCAACCCACACCACUCCAUUAUUGUUCAGGCUUUCAUGUUUGGCCAACCGAAACUGGCCAGAAAGUUCAGACUGCGCCUGUUUCGACCAGAGGUGAGUGAGUUCUUCCUGGACACGGUCCGCCAAACUCUGGACUACAGGCGGAGGGAGAACAUAAAGCGAAACGAUCUCAUCCAACUGCUCAUGGAGCUGGGCGAGGGAGAAGGAGCCGAAGGUAAGAAGGAAGAGGCCCUGUCCUUCGAGCAAAUUGCAGCCCAGGCAAUGGUGUUCUUCCUGGCCGGUUUCGACACCUCUUCCACCACCAUGUCCUUCUGCCUGUACGAACUGGCUCUGAAUCCUGAAAUCCAGGGAAAGCUGCGCGAGGAGAUUGUGGAAGUCUUUGAGCGCUACAACCAGGAGCUCACCUACGAGUCCUUUAAAGAGAUGCCUUAUCUGGACAAAGUAAUCUCGGAAACAUUGAGAAAGUACCCCAUUCUCUCCCAUCUUCUGCGUCGCUCGACGAAGGACUACGCAGUGCCCGAUACUGAUCUAGUCUUAGAAGCGGAAACUAAGAUAAUAAUCCCAGUGCACAGUAUUCACCACGAUCCAAAGAUAUAUCCGCAACCGGAAGUGUUUGAUCCCAGUCGCUUUGAUCCGGAGGAGGUCAGGAAGAGACAUCCUUUUUCAUAUUUACCCUUUGGAGAGGGACCCCGGAAUUGUAUUGGCGAGCGUUUUGGCAAAAUGCAGGUGAAAGUGGGAAUCGCUUAUCUGAUCAGGGACUUCAAGUUCAACCGAUUAGAUAAAACUCAAGUUCCAUUAAAGUUCUCGAACCGAACAUUCCUGAUUACGACUCAGAAGGGAAUUCAUCUGCAAAUGGAGAGACUAUAACCUGUAGACUAUAACCUGUAAUAUACUGUAUUCCUGAAUUAAAGAAAGCUUUUCAAUUGCAUUUAAUAAAGAAUGUUAUUCAAACCUUACUAAAAAA